AUGAAAGAAUAUCAGUUCCCAUGUUGUGAUCUUGACUUUUGGGGCUAUUUUACGGUAUGUCUAUUGUUGGUGGCUCUGGCAGGCAUUGCAUCUGGCCUUGCUCUAGGACUACUGUCCUUCAGCCUAGUUGAUCUUGAGGUCCUCAUUAAGGCAGGUCUUCCAAAAGACAGAAAGAAUGCAGAAAGGAUUAGACCUUUGGUAAAGAAUGGACAUUUUGUCCUGUGUACCCUUCUUCUAGGAAAAUCACUGGCUAUGGAGGCAUUGCCAAUUUUUAUGGACUCAAUCAUCCCUUCUUGGUUUACUAUUCUCAUGUCGGCACCCUUGGUGACUGUGUUUGCAGAGAUUUUACCUCAAGCUAUAUGCUCUCGACAUGGACUGACUUUAGGAGCAAAAAUGGCUCCCCUUGUUCAACUGCUUCUGCUGAUCUUCUUCCCUAUAACCUAUCCUGCUAGUAAGGUGCUGGAUUGGGGUCUAGGGAAAGAACAUUCAGUUCUUCUCAGAAGAUCAGAAUUGAAGACAUUUGUGGACUUACAUGCAAAUGAGGCAGGGAAAGGGGGAGAAUUGUCACAUCAUGAAACUUCUAUAAUCACAGGUGCUAUAGAUUUGACUCAGAAGACAGCUAAAGAUGCAAUGACACCCAUAUCUCAAAUUUUUUCUCUUGAUAUAAAUUCUAAACUUGACAUGCAUACAAUGACACAAAUAAUGAGCAAAGGUCACAGUCGAAUACCAAUCCAUUCUGGGCACGCAAGAAGUAUCAUUGGCCUCAUAUUGGUUAAAAACUUGAUAUUCUGCCGCCCUGAAGAUGAGACACCCAUAAAGAAUUUGAUUAUUAGGAAAAUUCCAAGAGUUUAUGAAAGUUGGCCACUAUAUGAGAUAUUGAAUCAAUUCCAGAAGGGUCACAGUCACAUGGCUAUUGUCUUGAAAUCCAACAAAGACACAGAGAAAUCUGAUUCUUCCUUUGUCCUUGAAAUGAGUCAGAGAAGUUCUGUACAUGAAUCCUGUUUAAACUCCAGUGAUGCGGAAUUUCAUAGUCCAACAUUAAGAAAUGUCAUGGAACUAGACAGUGAAGCGAGUCAAGAAAAUGAAUAUUUCUCACAGGAACAAAUAGAUUCUCUUCCAGAUGUUAUAGAUGAAGAGGUUAUUGGCAUCAUCACAUUGGAAGAUGUCAUGGAGGAACUGUUACAGAAAGACAUAUUGGAUGAAACUGAUGAAUAUGUUCACGUUCAAAAGAAGUGAGUAAAUUUGCAUUGAAUUUUGAUAUUACCUCCUUCAUUUCUG
This is a messenger RNA of Vigna umbellata (rice bean), 1278 nucleotides long. The record is from RefSeq and is a predicted model, not a curated record. Lineage: Eukaryota; Viridiplantae; Streptophyta; Magnoliopsida; Fabales; Fabaceae.